AAGUCUCUCGAACUGAAAAGAGUGACUGAACUGCCGUUGAAUAAUCUAACGGGCAAGGAAAAAGUACUUGGAAUGAAAACGCAUUAAAAAAUAGCGUUUCAACGUGACGAACUUCAUAGAACCUGGAGGCAGGAUACGUUAUUACUUUUAUAAUAAUAUUGUGAUAAAACUGAAUUUGGAACAAUAUCAAUCAUUAGUAGCAUCAGGAGCUAUGGAUUAUGAUUAUUUGAUCAAAUUUCUUGCUCUCGGCGAUUCUGGAGUUGGAAAAACAAGCUUUCUCUACCAAUACACAGAUGGUAGCUUUAAUUCGAGAUUUAUUUCUACAGUGGGAAUUGAUUUUCGAGAAAAACGAGUGAUAUAUCAGACAACAAAUGGAAGAAGCCAGAGGGUACAUCUGCAGCUUUGGGAUACAGCUGGUCAAGAAAGGUUCAGAAGUCUAACUACUGCAUUUUAUCGGGAUUCUAUGGGUUUUCUUCUACUGUUUGAUUUGACAAAUGAGCAAUCGUUUCUGGAAGUGAGAAACUGGCUGGAUCAGCUCAAGACCCACGCUUAUUGCGAAGAUCCUGACAUAAUACUGUGUGGGAACAAAGCCGAUUUGGAGCACAGACGGGUCAUUAGCGAGCAGAAGGCUCGAGAGCUUGCUGAAAAAAAUGGGUUGGUGUACCUGGAGACGAGCGCUGCUACUGGGCAGAAUAUCGCUCGGGCAGUCGAGGUACUGUUGGAUCGAGUGAUGCGCCGAAUGGAAGCAACGGUAGAUAGAUCGCUGUUGCCUCACCAGCGGGUUUUGAGAUGUCACGAGCAGGACACACCGCCUCCCAAGACUUCUUGCUAUUGCUGACAUUGUCAUUUCACGUAGUGAGCGAUUCCGAAAUAACUGCUCCUACGUUUACAACAAAUAGAGCGAGGGGGAAGAUGGAAAGGAAGGAAAUACUAUGAAAGCUGGGAGAAGAAAGAUGAUGAUGAAGAGAAAAUAAAAUGAGGGGCGGGGCGCUUUAGAUUUUCAAAUUGUCCCCUCGUUGGAACGGGGUCUUCCUAAAAACCGUCAAAUCGCGGACAAUCGCAUUUACGGUAAGAUGUAGAAAUUUCAUUUAAUCAAUUCGGACACAAGUACCAUUUUCAUCGCGAAAUAUCCUAGCGUUUUUGAUAUUAUAUUACCCCUCGAGGUAAUUCUUGUGCGAAGACGUCAAAACGUGUUGUGAAUUGUGAUUAGUCAAUUUGAUUACCACAACUUGUCGCCAUGACCCUUGGUUGUAUGCGAAAGACCCAAAAAAAUAACCGAAAAAAACGCUGCCAUUCUCUCUCUCUCUCUCUCUCUGUCGGAGAAUCAUUCACGCGAUGUGUUAAUGCGAGCUCUCAAUGUCUUCCAUGAAUAUGAUAAACCACACGCGUUGUUUAAAGAAAGAUCUGAUUUUUGCAAUCUCAUUGUUACAUGCUUCACUGUUAUUCUCGUCGAGUUUUCAUGCAAUUUUGUACAGAACAUUACUGAAUCAAAACUGGACCACUGCUGCGAUGGAUUUUUCCACCGGAGUGCGAAAAAAAAUUAAUAGAAAACGAAAUAUUAACUGAUUGGUUAAUUGGACGUCGCGCUAGGCGAGCUCCGUUUCCAUUUGUACUUUUUUAUCUUCGAAUCUGUUAAUUCAAAAUUCGUUAUAUUUAAAGAAAAUUCGAAUAGUCGAUUAACAAUGUAUCUGUAUCGGCAAAAUGCCGGUAACUCGAAGAGCUUGAUUCAAAAUAUCGUUUUUAAAAACAUAAAAUUUAGUGUUUUUAUAUUAAAUGUUGAAAGAUAAACGAAUUUAAAGGUGUUAUUUUGCUUCCAUAAUCGAUCGCAGCUUUCCAGUGCAUAAAUUAUAUAUUUGCAAAGUUAUUCGACAAUCGGAGACUUGUUGACGUCAUCAUUUUAAAUGCAGCAUGAUAACUCUGCAUGUUUAUUCUCUGUUAUCACACAAUGCAAUGUACGAAUAAACUGUUUUUAUAAAUCGCCAUGUUCUCGAAAAUCUCCAAAGAACAUUCAUACAGCAUUCAUCGAUGAGACGUCGCGUUGAAGAUCUUCCUGUGAAGCAUUUUAUCUCAGAGUUUAUAUCAAUUUGCAGACUAUUAUCGUCCCUCAGGAAUCCGUAAUCCUAUUAAAGACAAUUUUCUUUCUCCAUAAGAUAUUUGAAAGCCAAUUUCUGAUAUAACGUUGCACGAUCUAGUUGGAGGCUACUUUGAGACGACUAUGAUGAAUCGGCACUACUAUAGCAGCGUGACUCGAUUCUCGAUUAUUUGUGAUGAAUGGAAAAGUAUGGAAAUAGAGUUGUAAAUGGGCGGAUUUGAAACCGCAUUGAGUUUUACCUGAAUGAAAAGCUCCUUUGAUGACGUUAAAAUAUUGAGAUAAACCAACGUGAAAAGGAUCUGGAAUCAUGAAUAUUCGAUUGGGAUUCUCGAGAAUGGGGGUAUUUAUGGAAGUACUUUAAUUAUCGAUAAAGCUGUUUUGAAUGUAAAUAUUUCCGAAUGGAGUUGUUUAAGAUCCGAUGAAGAAUCAUGCCUAGAGCAUGACACUGAAGUUUGCAACGUUGGAGCCCAACGAAAUGAUACAAAAAAGCCCUCUAAUAAUUCCAGUGAUUCUCCAAUUUCGUUCCCUGCCGGAUUUGCAAUUUGUAGUUUUUCAAGCUGCACCGACACUUCGUGAAGUCAAAAAUCGGUGAAUUACAAAUGUUUCUUUCCUUCAUUUCGUUGGACUCCAACGCUGCAAACUUCAGCGUCGUACCUAGAGCUUACGUGCUGCUGUUCUCAAACACGUUGUUGUAUCGUGUAUUAAAUAUAUGUCGAUGUUUGUUCCGAUGGUAUGCCAUGCGACAGGAGAAGUGCAAUAUAAACUGAUAUUUUUACGAUAAUCUAAAAAGAAUGAAAUAACGCACCGAACUGUUUCGAGCACAGAAUAUCACUUAUGUCUCGCCAUCAUGAGUGUGAUAUAUAAAUAUCGUAUUGUACGAACAUUCCGUUUAAUAUUAUUACAAUUAGUAUCUAAGAUUAUUACACUUAUUGCUAUACAAGUAUUUUUGAUGCGAUAUAAAUUUGGAGGAGAUUAAAACGUAUGUUACACGAUAUGAUAUUGGAAAUUUCUCAACGCACCUAUUUUGCCGAUUUAUAGUUUUGGACUGUAUUAUUGAAUAGUGUUGAUUUUCAAAGAAAAUAUUGAAAAGUUCAGAAUGAAAAAGUGCUCAUUCAAUUUUUAUUUCGACAAGAUGACAGACCAAUGGAAAUUGAACAUUUUUCGUUUGUUCAUUUGCUUCGAUUUAUCGUAACAUUUUGUUUUCCAUUUAGCGAUGUAAAAUUUUGGUGCCAAACAAUAUCCGAACCGGUUCCCGAAUCCCCCGAAUUAAAAAUUCGUUUUUAUGAUUACGAACUAAACUGUUUUCUCGUAUACGAACCUUCGGCCAGUUUACCUAUCGAGUGACGUUUUCGGGUUGCUUUUUUUAGAUUUUAUUUCACACCGAAAUUCUCAAAGAAUCGGAAAUGUUACAGUCGAUAAAAGUUUCAUGAUGUUGAGUAGUUUCAAACCAUUUAUGAACCAGCUCAGCAUUAUUGCAAUAAGAAUCGAAAGGGGUUGGUUAGUCCCUCGACGAAAUAAUGGAUUUUUUCGAGUACCAGUGAUCGACAGAAUUUCAUCGAAACUUUGAGAGUCAUAAGGGUUAUGCCAAACAUGUUAUGUAUUUAAUAAGUUGAAAAUAUUUAUUGAAUAAAAAUUGUCUGUUCGACA
This is a messenger RNA of Venturia canescens, 3739 nucleotides long. It is a transcript of the gene Rab27, whose product is annotated as RAS oncogene family member Rab27. Lineage: Eukaryota; Metazoa; Arthropoda; Insecta; Hymenoptera; Ichneumonidae. Gene Ontology annotation, cellular component: exocytic vesicle; Golgi apparatus; secretory granule. Gene Ontology annotation, molecular function: GTPase activity; GTP binding. The coding region runs from base 212 to 838 and encodes 208 amino acids. The record is from RefSeq and is a predicted model, not a curated record. The transcript is spliced from 6 exons. Gene Ontology annotation, biological process: positive regulation of exocytosis; exocytosis.